This is a messenger RNA of Schistosoma turkestanicum, 213 nucleotides long. NCBI's taxonomy places the organism in Eukaryota, Metazoa, Platyhelminthes, Trematoda, Strigeidida, Schistosomatidae. The record is from the annotation of a GenBank genome assembly.
AUGACUGCUAGUCGUACUACUAUGAAUAUCUCGGAUAUCUUUAUCACAAAACUUAUCUCGGCUAAAGUGACCGGAAGAGAGUUCAUGGAUAUCAGAAGUACAGGACAUUUGUUUCAAGGUUAUUUGCAAGCCAACGAUUCAAAGGAUACUGUUUAUCACCUGCUACAUCCAUUUUCUGUACAUUCCUAUUCUACUGUAAAUUUGUCUUCCUAA